GAAGAAUGCCCUAUUUGAACUUGAAGUUGAAGCUCUCGCGCAUGUAAAUCACACUGCGAAACCCUAAUUUCUGAUCCCAUUACAUCCUUAAUUAGGGUUCGCAGAUUCUUUCCUAUUCUUCGACAAUUCUCUUAGCACAACUCGAGAUAUCAUAUGGCCGAUACUGGUAGCAAGAAGGAGCUUGGAUGGAUAGAGAGAGUGAAGUCGGGGGGUGCUGUUCCGCUUCUUGAUCCAGAAAACUGUCCAAAUGGUUGGGCUACUCCACCUGGAGAUAAGUUUAUGGUUAGAGGUCCAGAGUACUUCUCAACCAAGGUUAAAAUUCCUGCUGGCGAAUAUCUUCUAAAGCCUGUUGGAUUUGAUUGGAUCAAAAGUUCUAAAAAGAUUGGAGACGUGUUAAACAAUCCAAACAGCCGUGUUAGAAGGGUCAUAGAUGAUGAGUUGUCAACAGGUGAAAGGCCCUUCAUAUGGGCUUUCAAUCUGCAAGUCCCAAGCAAAGAUAAUUAUAGUGCUGUAGCAUACUUUGCAAGCACAUAUCCUAUUCCAGAGGGGUCUUUGAUGGAUCAGUUUUUGAAAGGUGAUGAUGGGUUUAGGAAUUCUAGGCUUAAAUUGAUUGCCAACAUUGUAAAGGGCCCUUGGAUUGUUCGAAAAGCAGUUGGUGAGCAGGCUAUAUGCAUAAUUGGGCGUGCUCUGUCUUGUAAGUAUUGUGUGGCAGACAAUUUUGUAGAAGUAGAUGUGGAUAUUGGAUCUUCCAUUGUUGCAAGUGCAAUAGUUCAUUUGGCAUUUGGUUACAUCACAACAUUAACAGUCGACCUGGCUUUUCUCAUUGAGAGCCAAACUGAAGCUGAUCUUCCAGAGAAACUCUUAGGCGCUGUAAGAUUUUCCGAGUUGAAUCCUGCUUCAGCUAGGUCAAUUGAACCGUCCUCUGAUAUGAGUGGCGGUGAUCUACAAUCUUCCCUGCCGACACGACUAUGGAAGUCAAUUGGGCAGGGUUUCUCCCACAUUCUUCAUCCAGGUGUCCAAGAAAGCGGCUCUUCCUCAGGCUCAUUACAUUCUAAUGGGACUGUUGAUCAUGAAGAUGCUUCUGAAAACACUAAGAGCUGAUGUAUCGGAUGAGCAUAACGAUGCUGCCAUGAGGAUAUUGAGAGGUUUGUUUUGCACGGUACUGACUCAAAAUUUGGCUUGAAGAGUAUUGAUUGGAACAUUAUCUUCUCGUCCUAAAUGGUCUCAGCCUUUGGUAUUCUUUUCCCAUUAAAAUUACUAUGAUGAAUUGUCUUGGGAAAGGCAAAUGUUAAGCGAUAGAACCCACCAAAUUCGACUCAAUUGAAUUUGUUUUCGUGUAUAUAUUGUACAGUUCUGUUCAUUUUAAUCUUAGGCGGCACUUGUUUUGCUUCUUAUGUUUCAGUGUGGUUACAUGUAUUUGCCUGGAUGUAAGUGUGCGUUUAGUUGAUGGAUUCGUGUCAUAGUUCGAAUCA
Morus notabilis is the source of this 1472-nucleotide messenger RNA. Its product is annotated as protein ENHANCED DISEASE RESISTANCE 2-like. Bases 154 to 1101 code for a protein of 315 amino acids. The record is from RefSeq and is a predicted model, not a curated record. The transcript is spliced from 3 exons. NCBI's taxonomy places the organism in Eukaryota, Viridiplantae, Streptophyta, Magnoliopsida, Rosales, Moraceae.